GUUAGUUGCCGUUCUUGUUGAUUAUCGUCGCGUCAACCAACUUGCGGCACUUUUAUAAUUGCUUCUACUGAUUUUGAACAGUUUCAAGUUACGCUUUCCCGAGUUCGGUUCUGGUUUAUUGUGACAAUUUAUCAUCAGGAUGCGCUGGCAGUGGCUACUCUUCUUGGCCGUGUGCCUGACCAGCAUCGUCAAUCUUUCGACUGGCCAAUGGGCGCAAUGUGCCAAAGGAUGCACUUGCUUAUCGCACAGCGUGCGCUGCAUGCGCGCCCGCCUCACAUCCUUGCCCCAAGUGCCACAGGAUACCCAAAUGCUAGAUUUGCGUUUCAAUCACUUUGAGAAGCUGCCGUCCGAUGCGUUCCAUGGGCUUUAUCAGUUGACGACGCUUUUUCUCAACGACAACGAGAUUUCGCUUGUGGAGGACGAUGCCUUCAACGAACUUAUAUCCUUGCGGUAUCUUUAUUUGAACAAUAAUCGUCUAAGCCGCUUACCCGCCAACAUCUUUCAGCACUUGAGGAGCUUAGAGUCACUCUAUCUGGAUGGCAACGACUUUUGGCAACUGCCUGUUGGACUCUUUGACAAUCUGCCGCAUUUGAAUCGCCUCUUCCUGCAUAACAACAAGCUGACCAAUCUGCCAUUGGAAAUGUUCAACAAAUUGCCGAGCCUGAAGCAACUGCGUUUGGAUGGCAAUUCGAUUGAUUGCAACUGCGGUGUCUAUUCACUCUGGCGUCGCUGGCAUCUGGAUAGUCAAAGGGUGACCAUCACAUUGUCCUGUGCCCAGCCGACAGCAUUGCAACGUCUCAACUUCAGGCAGCUCACAGAGAAGCAUUUCCAAUGUGUCAAGCCUGAAUUGCUGGCGGGUCCCCACGAUAUGCAUGUGAAUAGCGGCGAAACGGUGGAUAUGACCUGCGAAGUGGAAGGUCAACCGAAGCCGGAGCUUAUUUGGAUGCAGAACACCAACGAGAUCGGUGUGGAGCAGGCACCACGAAUGCAAGUCCUUCCCAGCGGUUCACUGCGCAUCAAUGGAGUCGAAUCGAAUGACAUUGGCAUCUACGAGUGCAUUGCGCGCAAUGAAAUGGGCGAGAUCAAAUCGCAGCCUAUACGCAUGAUGGUCAACGAUGCUGACAGCAGACGGAACAGCCAGCAUGACCAACACCAUGACGUGUCCAGCAAUCAGGUGUGGGCCGCUCCGGAUGCGGAUGCGGAUGUGGAUGCGCAGGGGACACCAAUGCCACCACAUUUCACCCAACAGCCGCAUGACCAAAUUGUGGCACUACAUCGAGUCGGACACGUGCUGCUCGAUUGCGUUGCCGCCGGUUGGCCACAGCCAGACAUACAAUGGUUCUUCAAUGGUCGCCCACUGUCCCAGUCCACGUCCACACUGCAGCUGCAGGCCAACGGCAGUCUGGUCCUCCUCGAACCCAGCCAGCUGACGGCGGGCACGUAUCGUUGCGAGGCUCACAAUAGCCUGGGCUCUGUUCAGGCCACUGCCCGCAUCGAAGUCAAGGAUUUACCCGAAAUUUUAAUGGCACCACAAAACCAAACAAUCAAACUGGGCACAGCCUUUGUGCUGGAAUGCGAUGCCGAUGGCAACCCGCUGCCCAACAUAACCUGGUUCUUCAAUGGCCAACCUCUCCAGUCCAGCGCCGACCUGCUAUUGGAGAAUGAGAACACCGAGCUGGUGGUUAGCGUGGCCAAAGAACAGCAUGCUGGUGAAUAUCUCUGCAUGGCACGCAAUGAGAACGGUGAGGUUUUGGCGUCUGCAACGAUUAGAGUGGUGCAAUCGCAGUCACCACCGCGUUUGGCCAUUGAGCCGAGCAAUUUGGUGGCCAUUACGGGCACCACCAUUGAGCUGCCCUGCCAGGCGGAACAAGCCGAAGAUGGACUUCAAAUUGUGUGGCGUCGGGAUGGACGCCUCAUCGAUCCCAACGUGCAAUUGACUGAGAAAUAUCAAAUAAGUGGCACUGGCAGUUUGUUUGUCAAGAAUGUGACUAUCCUCGAUGGUGGACGCUACGAGUGCCAGCUAAAGAACAAAUUUGGUAGAGCCACCGCAUCAGCUCUCGUUACCAUUAGAAACAAUGUGGAUCUGGCUCCUGGAGAUCGUUAUGUGCGCAUUGCCUUUGCCGAGGCUGCCAAGGAGAUUGAUGUGGCCAUUAAUAAUACGCUGGACAUGCUCUUCUCCAAUCGCACCACCGGUGCACCACCCAACUUUGGAGAACUAUUGAGAGUAUUCCGUUUUCCCACUGGCCAAGCGAGACAACUUGCUCGCGCUGCGGAGAUCUAUGAGCGCACCUUGGUCAACAUCAGGAAGCAUGUGCAGCGAGGAGAGAACCUGACCAUGGAGAGCGAGAAAUACGAAUUCAGGGAUCUCUUGUCGCGGGAGCAUUUGCAUUUGGUGGCGGAGCUAUCGGGUUGUAUGGAGCAUCGGGAGAUGCCCAAUUGCACGGACAUGUGCUUCCACUCCAAAUAUCGCAGCAUCGAAGGCACAUGCAACAAUCUGAUGCAUCCAACCUGGGGAGCUUCCCUAACGGCCUUCAGGAGAAUCGCAGCUCCCAUUUAUGAGAACGGAUUCAGCAUGCCCGUGGGUUGGACAAAGGGACGCAUGUAUGCGGGUCAUCCUAAGCCAAGUGCACGUCUGGUGUCCACCUCGCUGGUGUCCACUAAAGAGAUAACACCGGAUACAAGGAUUACGCAUAUGGUAAUGCAAUGGGGACAGUUUUUGGACCAUGAUCUAGAUCAUGCUAUUCCCUCCGUCAGUUCGGAGAGCUGGGACGGCAUUGAUUGCAAAAAGAGCUGCGAGUAUGCCCCGCCCUGUUACCCCAUUGAGGUGCCUCCAAAUGAUCCACGUGUGAAGAAUCGUCGCUGCAUUGACGUGGUCCGUUCCAGUGCCAUUUGUGGCUCGGGCAUGACUUCGCUCUUCUUCGAUGGCGUGCAGCAUCGGGAGCAGAUUAAUCAGUUGACCUCGUAUAUAGAUGCCUCCCAGAUGUAUGGCUACAGCACUCCCUUUGCCCAGGAACUGCGCAAUCUGAGCACGGAUGAGGGUCUCCUCCGAGUCGGCGUGCACUUCCCGAACCAGAAGGCCAUGUUGCCCUUUGCGGCGCCACAGGAUGGCAUGGACUGUCGCCGCAACUUGGAUGAGAACCAAAUGAAUUGCUUUGUCUCUGGCGAUAUACGUGUGAAUGAGCAAGUGGGUCUUCUGGCCAUGCACACGAUUUGGAUGCGGGAACACAAUCGCAUUGCCGGCAAAUUGCGUGAGAUUAAUCCACAUUGGGAUGGCGAUACCCUGUACCAGGAGGCACGCAAGAUUGUCGGCGCCCAGAUGCAGCACAUCACCUUCAAGCAGUGGUUGCCCCUGAUCGUUGGGGAGAGUGGCAUGGCUCUCAUGGGCGAGUAUCGUGGAUACGAUCCUCAGGUGAAUCCCAGCAUUGCCAAUGAAUUUGCCACGGCAGCUUUGCGUUUUGGCCAUACCAUUAUCAAUCCCAUACUGCAUCGCCUGAACUCCAGCUUCCAACCUAUUCCUGAAGGUCAUCUGCUGUUGCACAAGGCAUUCUUUGCGCCCUGGCGUCUGGCCUAUGAAGGUGGCGUUGAUCCUCUGUUGCGAGGCAUGCUCGCUGUGCCCGCCAAGCUCAAGUUGCCCGAUCAGAAUCUGAACACGGAGCUCACGGAGAAACUCUUCCUAACGGCGCAUGCGGUGGCCCUUGACCUGGCUGCCAUUAACAUACAGCGUGGACGAGAUCACGGCAUACCCGGCUAUAAUGUCUACAGGAAGUUCUGUAAUCUAACCGUUGCCCAGGAUUUUGAUGACUUGGCUGGUGAGAUUACGAAUGCGGAUAUCAGGCAGAAGCUGCGCGAGCUCUAUGGGCAUCCGGAUAACAUUGACGUCUGGCUCGGUGGCAUACUGGAGGAUCAAGUUGAAGGUGGCAAGGUGGGUCGACUCUUCCAGUGCCUGUUGGUGGAGCAGUUCCGUCGCUUGCGCGAUGGCGAUCGAUUCUACUACGAGAAUCCUGGCGUCUUCUUGCCCGAACAGCUCGUCCAGAUCAAACAGGCCAACUUGGGACGUGUGCUCUGCGAUGUGGGCGACAAUUUCGAACAGAUGACAGAGAACGUAUUCAUUCUGGCCAAGCAUCAAGGUGGCUACAAGCAGUGCGAGGAUAUUCCCGGCAUCAAUCUGUAUCUGUGGCAGGAAUGCGGCAGCUGCAACAAUCUGCCACCAGUAUUCAGCUCUUUUGUGCCACAAACCUACACCAAGCGCAGCCAGCGUGCUAAGCGUGAUGUCCACAACGAGGAGCAAGAGGUGUCCACCGCCGAGAGCUACGACAGUCCCCUGGAAUCACUCUACCAGGUGAACGAGGAACGCGUCAGCGGUCUGGAGGAACUCAUUGGCAACUUCCAGAAGGAGCUGAAGAAGCUGCACAAGAAACUGCGCAAACUGGAGGAUUCCUGCAAUGCUGCCGAUUCAGAGCCUUUGCCACAGAUCGUGCAACUGGCCCCCGCUCCACAACCCGCUGUCGUGAAGUCCAAGCGGAGUCACUGCGUCGACGACAAGGGCACCACACGGCUGAACAACGAGGUCUGGACGCCGGAUGUGUGCACCAAGUGCAACUGCUUCCAUGGACAGGUGAACUGCCUGCGUCAACAGUGCGGCGAGGUCAGUUGCCCGCCGGGCAUUGAACCGCUGACGCCUCCAGAGGCAUGUUGUCCACACUGCCCAACAAUGCCAGCUGCUGCCAAAUUGGUCAACUGAGCUGGUCAAUGGACAUUGCAAUCUGCAUAUCGACUUAACGAGUAAUCAAACCUUAAUCUUAGUAGCCACAUUAACUCUAAUGAGCGUAUUCCAGAGGCAAAUAAAGUUAGGCACUUAAGUCCACACAUUCACCUGUGGGAUAUUCUCCGAAUAGUGUCCAUCCGAAUCCGACUCAAACUCUAAUCGAAGACGCACACGCAGAACAAGCAAUUAAUUAAUUAACUAAAAUUUACUGCUACACAUGUAAUAAUAAAGCACAUUAAUAGCAA
Messenger RNA from Drosophila innubila, 5010 nucleotides. Its product is annotated as peroxidasin. Gene Ontology annotation, biological process: response to oxidative stress. Gene Ontology annotation, molecular function: peroxidase activity; protein binding; heme binding. The transcript has 9 exons. Bases 140 to 4741 code for a protein of 1533 amino acids. The record is from RefSeq and is a predicted model, not a curated record. NCBI's taxonomy places the organism in Eukaryota, Metazoa, Arthropoda, Insecta, Diptera, Drosophilidae.